AAGGGCGGGGCUGCCUAGCUUUAAAUGCCCAAUUUCCCCUACCAUUCCAAAAGUUUUUGUGGGGGACGUAAGAUGUGGCGGCUGGCGUGGCUGCUGGUGGGAGUGGCUGCAAUCCCCCCGCACCAGGAGACAGCGCGGGUCGCCCGCUUCGUAGCCCACUCGUGUGAUUGGGGCGCGCUGGCCACGAUCUCCACGCAGGAUCCUCCGAUGCGGGGCCAGCCUUUCGUCAAUAUCUUUUCCGUCAGCGAUGGGCCGGUGAAGUCAAAAGGUAGCGGGGUCCCUUACAUGUACCUGACGGCACUGGAGAUUUCGGUGCACGACUUGAAGGUGAAUGCAAAUGCCUCCCUAACGAUGUCCUUAGCACAGACUUCUUACUGCAAGAAGCAUGGUUAUGAUCCUCAAAAUCCUCUAUGUGCCCAUGUGAUCUUCUCUGGCAUAGUUGAGAAGGUUCCGAAUGGUACAGAAGCUGAUUUUGCAAAGACGGCGCUCUUCAGCAGACAUCCUGAAAUGGAAUUCUGGCCAGUAGGGCAUAACUGGUUUUUUGCCAAACUGAACAUCACCAACAUCUGGCUUCUAGACUUCUUUGGUGGAAUCAAAACUGUGACCCCAGAAGACUAUUUUAAUGCUGUAGUCGAGGAUUAACAUUUUUGGAUGCAACUGAACAUCUCUCCUUUCAUUAGUCAGUUCCAUAACAAGAAGAUAAAGACACUAUUGGAAUGGUACAGAAUCUCAAAUUUGCAUAUUCAUUUGAAAUCCUGAUGGAUUGUUUAUGCUGCGUGUAUUUUUUGUGAGGAAAAAACCCAGCUUUUAAAAGUCUGAAAUUUAUGCCAAGAAAUUUUAUUGUAUGAACAGAUUUUUCUGGAUAUGCAAAUCGGCAUAACCUGCACAAUUCAUUUUGCCUUUAAGACUUGGAUUUUUAACAAGAGAUAACUAUUUUUCAGCAAGCUUAUACAAAUAAAAAUUCAGUUGGGUAAGAGGGAUAUAUCCGUAAAGCAGAAGUAAAAGAAAAUUUAGGAGAAGAAAAAGGGAGGCAAAUAAUUGCAAGCUUAAAAUUUGGUGUGACCAGACAUCAUCAUAUAUUCAGCUGCACUAUAUCUUGAUUCAGAGAUUUGUAAUAUCAAUUUGGAUUCAGUCCCUGCUCACCUGUUGGAUGAUUUUAUUGUUGGAACCGACCAUGCUAACAGUUGUACACCAUGCUUUGAUUGAUUUGAUUAUAUAUUGUGUAUUAUAUUUCAUUCUCCAACCAGAAUUCCAUUGCUAAAUGGGUGGUUAAAUUUGUUAAAUAAAUAAUAAAGCUAAUGAAAUGUGCAGGUAAUUAUAUGUAAUCUGAAAAGUGAGAGCCAAACAAGAUGUAACUGUGGCAAUUCUGUAACAUUUCUUUGAUGACCUACAAGAGCAGCAGAAAAGGUAAGGAAAUGUGAACACUUUUUAAAAGUUUUUGCUACCAUGGUUUACAUAAUCUAUCACCUUUGUAUUAGUGUAUUUUGCCUAGUAAAGCUUGUUUGUAUUUUAAUGGCUCUGUGCUGGUCUAUGACCAUAAUGAAGAUUUGAUUUGAUUUGAUAUGAAUGAUUUAGCCUAAGUGAAAAAAUUCCUGCACCUCUCAUCCAUAUUCCUUUUUUUACUGCUAAAACUAGAACUUUCCAGCCCCUUCUUUCUCUAAGAAUGAAUAUAUUUCAUAAUAUACAAUACUUCAAUGUGUUCCAUCUAAUCUGGUCCUGGUAUUAAGCUUACCUCUAGCACUAAAUAAUAAUGUAGUUUGUUUCCUUUUGCUUUGGUUGCUCUUUAGACGCAGCCGUUGAAGUUUGUAAAUCUUGGUUAAUGCCUUCUCUUGAUGUGUAAGCCCAGUCAUUCAACAAACCAUGGCUUUGUUUGAUGCAUGAAUCCAGUUAAUAUGAAUGAUCUACUACCUUCAUUUAUGUGAAUCUCAAUGCCUUAUUUUUUUAUGUCUCCAAAUUCUGAAUACUGA
Molecule: messenger RNA, 1967 nt
Organism: Python bivittatus (Burmese python)
Lineage: Eukaryota; Metazoa; Chordata; Lepidosauria; Squamata; Pythonidae
Gene: CREG1
Product: cellular repressor of E1A stimulated genes 1
Source: RefSeq, a predicted model, not a curated record